CAUGACUACAUAAAUGCUCCAUAGAAUUUGCCCAUGCUAAUACGUCUCUUUAAUACGAUGAGCCAAUGCGCAAGCAGCAAUGACCAUGGACAGAAGACCAAGAAACGAAAGGCGAAUGCCCAAGACAAAUCAGGGUGUAAGAGCCUUACUGACCGUCUAAGUGUGCAACCCAAGAGUACUCCAAGCCUCCAGCUGGCCUCCACGUCCUGUGACUCGUUUAUAUGCCAGGGCACCUCUCCCUUCAGCCCGCCACCUCCCCCCAACACGUGCACGGGCCUUCAGAUGGAGGAGACGGCCCACAACUUCCUGCGGACAACUGAGCACAACCUCAGCCACUCGAGCACACUCAACGCUCCAGUUCAGCCAGAACCUACCUCCCAUGUCCCCUUGUACCCUCACAGCCACCAAAUCAACCCCCAAAGCCUGAGCCACACCCUAAACCACGGGGCUCUCAGCGGGGAUAUGGACCCUCUCUUCAUCCGGGCGGCGACCGUCGUGGAGAUGGUGUGCGGGGAGAGGAUGUACAAAUGCUCGGCCUGCCUGCACUACUACACCGGCCUGGGGCCACUGGUGGAACACGUCAAGGAGGGCUGGCGGGACGGGUUCAGCUGCCGGGUCUUCUACCGUAAGCUCAAGAGCAUGUGGGACCGGCGGGUCAGCACCGAUGUCACCACUGGCAUCCAGGCGGCCACAACGGUUUCCGGAUGCACACUACCGCUGAGCGGCACCACCACCACUACCACCACCACCACCACCAUGCUGGCUGCAACGGCGACAGACAGUGUCAACAGCCACACAGUCAAGGACAAGAAGAUGGAGAGAGUGCAAGACUGGCUUGAGAAGUCUGUCAUAUUGCCCCAGUAAAAAAAAUAUAUAAAGUAACCCGAAU
Molecule: messenger RNA, 889 nt
Organism: Clupea harengus (Atlantic herring)
Lineage: Eukaryota; Metazoa; Chordata; Actinopteri; Clupeiformes; Clupeidae
Source: RefSeq, a predicted model, not a curated record